This is a messenger RNA of Calypte anna (Anna's hummingbird), 2795 nucleotides long. It is a transcript of the gene SERINC5, whose product is annotated as serine incorporator 5. Gene Ontology annotation, cellular component: membrane. Lineage: Eukaryota; Metazoa; Chordata; Aves; Apodiformes; Trochilidae. The transcript is spliced from 12 exons. The record is from RefSeq and is a predicted model, not a curated record. The coding region runs from base 101 to 1489 and encodes 462 amino acids.
GUCGGGAGCGCUGCCCGCCCAGCCCUGCGCUGACCGGCCCUGCGCUCUCCCUCAUGAGGAGGGGGGCAGAGGGUGAGCCGUGCCCCGCCGCGCCGCCGGAAUGUCCGCGCCCUGCUGCGCUGGCCAGUUGGCCUGCUGCUGUGGUACUGCUGCUUGUUCACUGUGCUGCAAAUGCUGCCCCAAGAUAAAGCAGUCAACCAGCACCCGCUUCAUGUAUGCACUUUACUUCAUCCUGGUGACUAUCAUCUGUUGUGUCAUGAUGUCAACAACAGUAGCUAACGAAAUGAAAACACACAUUCCCUUCUACAAGGAGAUGUGCAAGGGUAUUCAGGCUGGUGAGAUGUGUGAGAAGUUGGUGGGAUAUUCUGCCGUGUACAAAGUCUGUUUUGGAAUGGCCUGUUUCUUCUUUUUGUUCUUCCUGUUCACCAUCAAAAUUAACAACAGCAAAAGCUGCCGGGCAUACAUUCAUAAUGGAUUCUGGCUUAUUAAACUUAUACUCCUGGCAGCAAUGUGCUCAGGAGCCUUCUUCAUUCCCGAUCAGGACACUUUCCUCAACGCCUGGCGCUACGUAGGAGCCACAGGAGGCUUCCUUUUCAUUGCCAUUCAGCUCAUCCUGCUUGUUGAAUUUGCACACAAAUGGAAUAAAAAUUGGACUGCAGGUGCAAACCACAAGCAGAUGUGGAAUGGUUUGCUUGCCCUGGUCACCCUCAUCUUGUACUCCGUUGCUGUGGCAGCCCUAGUCCUCAUGGCUCUUUUCUACACACGUUCAGAGGGCUGUAUGUACAACAAGGUCCUGAUUGGUGUCAAUGGUGGCCUGUGCCUCUUCGUGUCACUGGUGGCCAUAUCACCCUGUGUCCAGAAUCGCCAGCCCCAUUCUGGUUUGCUGCAGUCAGGAGUUAUCAGCUGCUACGUCAUGUACCUCACUUUCUCAGCUCUCUCCAGCAAGCCACCAGAAACUAUCCUGGAUGAAAACAAUCAAAAUAUCACAGUCUGUGUACCUGAAUUUAGUCAAGGCCUGCACAGAGAUGAAAACCUGGUGACUGGCCUGGGUACUACUAUUUUGUUUGGCUGCAUUUUAUAUUCUUGUUUGACCUCAACAACACGUGCAAGCUCAGAGGCACUGAGGGGAAUAUACGCAGCACCUGAAACUGAAGUAGCUCGUUGCUGCUUUUGCUGUUUGCCUGAUGGAGAUGCUGAUGCUGAAGGGCAGAUUGAAAAAAGGGGAGGCCAGACUGUGAUUUAUGAUGAGAAGAAAGGCACUGUGUACAGUUAUGCCUACUUCCACUUCGUUUUCUUCUUGGCUUCACUUUACGUGAUGAUGACAGUAACUCACUGGUUCCAUUAUGAAAGUGCUGAGAUUGAAAAAUUCUUCACUGGAACCUGGUCCAUCUUCUGGAUUAAGAUGGUCUCCUGUUGGGUUUGUGUCUGUCUGUACUUAUGGACUCUCAUUGCUCCCCUCUGCUGCCCAACCAGAGAGUUCUCAGUGUGAAGACUCAGAAGGUCCUUCUCUGGUUUUCUUUUUUUUUUUUUUUUUUUUUCAUGUUAAGAAAAAAAGAUACAAGUAAUUCUGUAGUGAGGAAUCACCCGUUGCCCACUUAUGUAAUGUACCAGCUAAUAACUUUUUAGUCAAACUGAACAAAUUAUUGAAGAAUUUUUUACUUUUUUAAAUUGUCCUGAACAAGAAUUGUCCAGGGGAAAAAAUUUGUUCCAAAACAUUUUAGCACUGAUGUGUGUAGUGUAGGUAGCACAGUUACUGCAUAAACUGCAGUAAGUGAAAUAGUUUUCAAAUAACAGACAAUCUUUGUCUGGUUUCAUUGAAAAAAAUCGUGGUGCAGAUAUAUCUUCUUCCUUCCUGUGAAUGUUGGGUAUCUUCUCCUUUUUAUACUCUUGUAUUAACUUUUAUCUUUACAGUUUGCAGUGAUGAUUUGGACUCCUGUUUUGUACAGCAUAUAAUUCUUACAAGUAGUAUCCAGAUAAUUUUUUUCAAAAACAUAACCAAGUACAUCUGUAGAAAUAGAAAAAAUGUAAGAAUUUGACUUCCAAAACAUAUACUAAAAAUUGCUUAUCUAAAUAUUAAAUGUAUUAAAUUAUUGUAUACCUAGAUUGAGAAAGGAAAGUACCAAUGAUAAUAGAGUAUUUAUUCUCUUAUAACUUUAAAAAGCACCUGAAUAUUUUAUGCAAUUCAGAUCUGGUCCAGUUGUUAACAGAAGGAAUGUUCUAUACACAAACCCUUAAACUCUGAAUUUUGUCCAUCUUUGCUUUGUCAGCGUAACUGAACUGCAAGUUGUAUGUACUGCACAGGGUUUUAAAAUACGGUACAUUCUUUAUUCAGAAUGUUUGCUGUUGAGAAAGUGCUAAUUAAGAGGCACUGCCAGUUGCUCUUAAAUUUAAAAAUGGAGUGCUCAUUUACUUUUCUACCCUACUGUCAAUAGUUGUGUCUAAAGAUCUUGCAGGAUCUUCAGUUCUGUUUCUGUUACUUAUUUCAUGAUAUUUUAAAUAUGCUUAUGGUCAGAAAAGGAUGGUAGUGCAUCAUCUUCCUUUUCUGAUGGUGUGUUGGUUGCAAAAUAUUCUUCCUAACUGCUAUAUUUUUAUAAUCUUCAUUGAUGUUAAUUUUGCUGUUGGGGUGGGAUUGAGGCAACCAAUCCAUUUAUCCACACUAAGCUUUUCCGGAGAGCUUCUGUUCCAAGCAGAGGGUAAGCAGUCAGAAAAACAAAACCAGAAGACACAAAUGUAGCACUAGCUGCCUUACUACAAAUGACUGACCUGACAAUAUUAAAGCCUUCCGUGUCUCUUAG